This is a messenger RNA of Scomber japonicus (chub mackerel), 408 nucleotides long. Its product is annotated as nucleoside diphosphate kinase B-like. Gene Ontology annotation, biological process: CTP biosynthetic process; regulation of apoptotic process; UTP biosynthetic process. NCBI's taxonomy places the organism in Eukaryota, Metazoa, Chordata, Actinopteri, Scombriformes, Scombridae. The record is from RefSeq and is a predicted model, not a curated record. The transcript is spliced from 4 exons. Gene Ontology annotation, molecular function: nucleoside diphosphate kinase activity. Bases 73 to 408 code for a protein of 111 amino acids.
GUGAUUGCAUCUCUGCAGCUGGUCUUCACAAGUUCUCCUCAACUCCCAAAACCAAGCCUUCUUUGAGCAGACAUGGAGCGUACCUUCAUCGCCGUGAAGCCCGAUGGCGUCAUGAGAGGCCUGUGUGGCGAGAUCAUCAAGCGCUUCGAGACCAGAGGCUUCAGGCUGGUUUCUGCCAAAUUCAUGCAGGCCUCCGAGGACCACAUGAAGACCCACUACCUGGACCUGAAGGACAUGCCCUUCUACGCUGGUCUCUGCAAAUACAUGUCAUCUGGACCGAUCCUCGCCAUGGUGUGGGAGGGGCAGAACAUUGUGAAGCUGGCCAGGAUGAUGCUGGGUGAGACGAACCCCGCUGACUCCAAACCCGGCAGCAUCCGUGGAGACCUGUGCAUCAACAUCGGCAGGUGA